GUUAAUGACAUCCCUUGAUUUGAUUGACUUUGUGGAAGAAAGUUGAGUCAACCGCAUUGAACUAAAAAAUGGAAUUGUGAUUAUCGUGGUUGCGUUCGAUAGUUUAAUUUAUUUAUUAAGCAUAAUAAUUUAGUUACAUAAUUAUAUAUCCAUAAUGGCUGAAUUUUUAAAAGGCCUAUUGUUGUCAGUGUUAUCAGAAAAAUGUUACGAUGAAUACUUCAUCAAAUACAAUUUUAUGGAUGUUCCGUGCUUCAAGUCAUCGCUGAGUAAGGGACUUGGUAUCGGUAUCAUUGCCGGAUCGAUAUUGGUCAAAGUCCCCCAGAUACUUAAAAUACUAAGCAGUAAAAGUGCGGAGGGUAUAAACAUUUACGGAGUUUAUUUGGAACUGUUUGCAAUAACUGCUAACUUUGCUUACAGUUAUGUUAUGGGCUUCCCAUUUAGUGCAUGGGGAGAAGGUACAUUCCUAGCAAUACAAACUGCAAUUAUUGCAUCUCUGGUAUUGCAUUAUGGUGGGGGUUCUGGAAAAGCUGCCUUGUUCUUGGCGACGUACGUCGGCCUCGUGUCCACUCUAGUUAGUGGAGUUACACCUACAGACAUAUUGUGGACAAUGCAAGCAGUCAAUGUUCCUAUUAUUGUCAUGGCAAAGGCUAUUCAAGUUAUCACCAACUACAAAAAUGGCAGCACUGGUCAAUUAUCGGCUGUUACAUGUCUGCUAUUAUUUGGAGGCAGUAUCGCCAGAAUUUUCACAUCCAUUCAAGAAACGGGAGACUUUAUUAUAAUUCUUACUUAUUGUGUAUCUACCGCAGCCAAUGCAGCUAUUGUCCUGCAGCUGUUCUGGUAUUGGAAUGUUGAUAAGUCAAAUAAAAACAAGAAUAAGAAGAAGAAGAAAAGAACAUAAGACUGUUGAUUCUGAAAACAUGCAUUUUAGAUCAAAUGAAUUGAAUAAAUAUGUUUAUAAAAA
This is a messenger RNA of Ostrinia nubilalis (European corn borer), 961 nucleotides long. Its product is annotated as mannose-P-dolichol utilization defect 1 protein homolog. Lineage: Eukaryota; Metazoa; Arthropoda; Insecta; Lepidoptera; Crambidae. Gene Ontology annotation, biological process: oligosaccharide biosynthetic process. The coding region runs from base 155 to 898 and encodes 247 amino acids. The transcript is spliced from 4 exons. The record is from RefSeq and is a predicted model, not a curated record.